This is a messenger RNA of Pangasianodon hypophthalmus (striped catfish), 476 nucleotides long. Its product is annotated as mesothelin-like protein. The transcript has 3 exons. Bases 77 to 391 code for a protein of 104 amino acids. NCBI's taxonomy places the organism in Eukaryota, Metazoa, Chordata, Actinopteri, Siluriformes, Pangasiidae. The record is from RefSeq and is a predicted model, not a curated record.
GUGUGUGUGUGUGUGUGUGUGUAUAGGUGGAGCUCCUGUGGAGGAUAUACAAGCUCUUUCUACCCAGAACAUCAGCAUGGACAUCACCAUAUUCAUUAGUCUGGACCCUGCUGUUCUCAAGAUCCUGAAUGUGAGCACAGUGAGGAAUCUAAUGGGGGUAAACAUAGCUGAUCUGAAGCUGUUUGAGAACUCCUCAGUGGUUCAGUCCUGGGUGUCACGACAGAACCAAUCUGAUCUGAACACACUGAAUCUUGGCAUCAUCAACCACAACCCUUGUUAUGGUGUAGACAGUCACCCACUUGAUAGCGAGUUCGCAUCUGGAAAUGUUUCUGCAGUACUGUGUAACUUCAGGAUUCCUGCCUAUGCCUGUUCAUCAGUGAGUCCUCUAUGAACAAAAUACCUCUUCUCAGGUUCAGUCCUUUUACGCAGAAGAUGAGUUGACCACAGAAACCUCUGUUUCUUGUCUUUCAAGGUUG